Messenger RNA from Ctenopharyngodon idella (grass carp), 2467 nucleotides. It is a transcript of the gene septin7a, whose product is annotated as septin 7a. Lineage: Eukaryota; Metazoa; Chordata; Actinopteri; Cypriniformes; Xenocyprididae. Gene Ontology annotation, molecular function: molecular adaptor activity; GTPase activity; GTP binding. The coding region runs from base 16 to 1383 and encodes 455 amino acids. Gene Ontology annotation, cellular component: septin ring; microtubule cytoskeleton; septin complex. The transcript is spliced from 15 exons. The record is from RefSeq and is a predicted model, not a curated record. Gene Ontology annotation, biological process: cilium assembly; cytoskeleton-dependent cytokinesis.
AGUUGGAGAAAGGGAAUGUCGAUCGGUGAGAGAUCGGUUACAGAGGCGGCCGGGAGCGUCAACAGAAUGACCAAUGUGGACAAAACAGCUGACCAGCUCACUUUGACACAACAGAAGAACCUUGAGGGGUACGUGGGAUUCGCAAAUCUCCCCAACCAAGUGUACAGAAAGUCUGUGAAGAGGGGCUUUGAGUUCACUCUCAUGGUCGUUGGAGAAUCAGGUUUGGGAAAGUCUACACUCAUCAACUCCCUGUUCCUGACAGACUUAUAUUCACCAGAGUAUCCCGGACCCUCUCACAGAAUCAAGAAAACUGUUCAGGUGGAGCAGUCCAAGGUGCUGAUUAAAGAAGGUGGAGUUCAACUGCUGCUCACCAUUGUGGACACGCCAGGCUUUGGAGAUGCCGUUGAUAACAGUAACUGCUGGCAGCCUGUCACCGACCACAUUGACAGCAAAUUUGAGGAUUACCUCAACGCGGAGUCACGUGUCAAUAGACGCCAGAUGCCCGAUAGUCGAGUGCACUGCUGUCUGUACUUCAUCGCUCCCUCUGGUCAUGGACUGAAACCACUGGAUAUUGAGUUCAUGAAACGGUUACAUGAAAAAGUGAACAUCAUCCCGCUCAUCGCAAAAGCAGACACACUGACUCCAGAGGAGUGCCAACAGUUCAAGAAGCAGAUAAUGAGAGAGAUCCAGGAACACAAGAUCAAAAUCUAUGAGUUCCCAGAGACUGAUGAUGAGGAGGAGAGCAAGCUAGUUAAGAAGAUUAAGGACCGUCUGCCCCUGGCUGUUGUCGGCAGUAACACCAUCAUCGAGGUCAAUGGGAAGCGUGUAAGAGGGAGGCAGUAUCCCUGGGGCGUGGCAGAAGUGGAGAAUGGGGAGCACUGUGACUUCACAAUCCUACGAAACAUGCUCAUCAGAACUCACAUGCAGGAUCUGAAGGACGUGACCAACAAUGUCCAUUAUGAGAACUAUCGCAGUAGGAAGCUGGCUGCUGUCACUUACAAUGGCGUAGACAACAACAAGAACAAAGGCCAACUCACAAAAUCUGACACAGUUGAAGGCAUUAGGAGCCCCCUGGCACAGAUGGAGGAGGAGAGGAGAGAUCAUGUGGCAAAGAUGAAGAAGAUGGAAAUGGAGAUGGAGCAGGUGUUUGAGAUGAAGGUCAAGGAGAAGAUCCAGAAACUCAAAGACUCUGAGGCAGAGCUACAGCGGCGUCAUGAACAGAUGAAGAAGAACCUGGAGGCUCAGCAUAAGGAGCUGGAGGAGAAGAGACGUCAAUUCGAGGAGGAGAAGGUCAGCUGGGAGGCCCAACAACGCAUGCUGGAGCAGCAGAAACUGGACGCUUCCAGGACCUUGGAAAAGAACAAAAAGAAAAAGAUCUUUUAAACCACUUGGACCAUCACCAUAUUCUAGUUGCCAAUUAUACCAGCCUGAACCCUCAGUCAGUCUGCCGACCAAAAUCAUACAUUUAUAUAAAGCCCCAUGUUUUGUUUUUUGUUAGGUUUUUUUUUUUAUGUGGGGACAGUGUGCCUCUGCACACCCCGCUGACCUGGAAACACUUAACACUGUCCACACAUUAUGCUCUUUUUCCACAUCUAAAAGCAUCGGUUCAUUUACCAGACCUCAGAAACUGAGAGCGCAGAAGCGCACUUAAUCUAUAAUGAAUAAAAACAGAAACUUCUCAGAGAUAUGCAAUAUUGUAUGAAACGAUAACCUCUUUGGGUCUGUUUUGAAUUUGUAAUAUGUCAAAUUCCCAUCCUGCAUCAUAUGUUUGUUCAGUGUUUUUAGAUCCAGAGGUCACUUCCUCCUCUCCAACUGCAUAUUGAUUGGCCACAUCAAUAAAACUAAAGGCUGAAUCUUACCUCAGGCAUUUCUGUCCUUUAAACAACUUUUUUGUGGCUUCUCUUCCCUUCCUGAAAUGUUAAGCUCUUCCAAUAUUUGUGUAAAUUAAAUUAUUUAGCCAUGGACCUUAGCCAUUCAUGAAUUGUUUCUUCAGUUACUAUUAUUUUGUCAUGUUUAAUUUGUUUCUCAUAUAAUUUUCCAGUUCACUGUUUAAGCGGUAGCACAUAGUCAUCUACAGAGCGUUUAUGAAUGUCACAUGAUUUGUUUAUGGAUCCUCUAUUAUUAAUGAAUGACAUUUAUGCAAAGUCUAAAAAAAACUGAGGAUACAUCACACAUUAUAAGGCUUUUUUAAAUGAUUUGUUCAUGUCUGUUGCCUACCGUCGGGUGCGUUUCCUGUUCUUUGUCGUGUAAACUGACCCGGGAGCAGUGAGCUGGCAUUCUUGGCCAGUUGUUUUUUGUUUUUCUCUCUAUAGGCACCGAGUUCCACCUGAGCUGGCCUCCCCCAAUACCACACUUAGCUUUCAGUCAUGUACCUCUGCAGCUUCUUUUUAUAAUUUUGUUUCUCUUGUUUUGCUUUUUCAUUUUUAUUGUAAAAAGUCACAAUAAACUUGUGAUGAUGCCAUUUGAA